Molecule: messenger RNA, 392 nt
Organism: Staurois parvus
Lineage: Eukaryota; Metazoa; Chordata; Amphibia; Anura; Ranidae
Source: the annotation of a GenBank genome assembly
ACAGACAGAGACACCUGUACACACACACAGACAUGUACAUACACACACACAGAAACAUGUACACACAAAUACAUGUACAUACACACAGACACAUGUACAGAUACACACAUGUACAUACACACAGACACACACACACACCCAUAAAAAGUUGCAGUACUUCGUUGUUCACUCACAGAUCCGGGUACUGCACUCUAGGGGGAGGCAGAGAGCACAGCAUACACUCCUUGCUUUGCUUUCACUGCACUCAGCUAUUGAUCAGUCUGACGGCUCCCAGUGCCAAUGACAGAUCCUGCCCUGCUCAGCAAGACGGCCCUGGGGGACACACUUGCCCCCACCAUAAUUUCCACUCGCCAUUGGCGAGCAGGCGAGUGGAAAUUUCAAGCCCUGCACUA